GGCUGGGAGCUCCCGGAGGAGGCGGCGCGGCGCGGGGCGGGGCCGCGGCGUUAAAAGGAGGCGGCUGAAUGACAGCGGCGCUCCCGCGCCUCAGCUCGGCCGAGGAGCGGUGGCGGCCGCCGAGGAGGAGGAGAAGGGAGCGCGGCCGCUGCCCCGGGCCGCCCGCCAUGGAGGGGGCCGCGGAGGCCGAGCGCCGCUGCGAGGCGGCCUUCGCCGAAGCCCGGCGCUGGGUCGAGACGGUUACUGGGAAAAGCUUUGGAACCAAAGACUUUCGAGCAGCUCUAGAAAAUGGAGUCCUGUUGUGUGAUUUGAUUAACAAGAUCAAACCUGGCAUCGUUAAGAAGAUCAAUCGCCUAUCAACUCCAAUAGCUGGCUUGGAUAAUAUAAAUGUUUUUCUGAAAGCUUGCGAAAAUAUUGGACUGAAAGAAGCUCAGCUUUUUCAUCCAGGGGAUCUUCAGGAUUUGUCCAAUCGAGUUACAGUCAAACCAGAGGAGACCGAUAGAAGAGUGAAAAAUGUUCUGAUUACAUUGUACUGGCUUGGGAGAAAAGCACAAAGUAGCCCUCAUUAUAAUGGUCCAUAUCUCAAUCUUAAAGCAUUUGAGAAGUUACUAGGGCAAGCAUUGACUAAGGCACUCGAAGAGUCCAGCCAUCUGAACAGAAGCGGCAGGGAUAGUGGGUACGGUGAUAUUUGGUACAUUGACCGAGGAGAGCCCUUUUCAUCUUCAGCUAGCCAUAAAAGAGACGACUCCUUCGAUAGCUUGGACUCUUUUGGUUCAAGAUCCUCUACAAGCUUUUCAUCAGACAUAACUUUGAAAGGUGGCAGUGAAGGUUGUGAAAGCGACACAGACUCUGAACUGCCUUUCAAAAUGCAUGACUCUCAUAAAGAUGACAGGUCCUACCGCAGGAUUGCUGUGAUUGAACCGAAACCUACUACUGACUUCAAUCGCUUCUUACCCAACAAAAACAAGCAGGCAACAUAUGUGCCAGCACCCUUAAGGAAGAAAAGGACAGAGAAGAAUGAGGACAACAGAAGGAGCUGGGCAAGUCCUGUCUACUCUGAGUCAGAUGGAACAUUUUCAAGUGGCUGUGAAAGGAAUCCUGUAGCUUCCUGCCAAAACAGCAGAGCAGAAUGUGGGCUCACAAAUCCAGCUUCCCUCCAGAUGAUCUAUGACUAUGACAGUGGCUCUGAUUCAGAAGAUGAAAGAAGGCUGCCUGACGUGGUUAUGGAUGACUUAGCAAAACGUAGAUUUCUAAUCCAAAAGAGCCCUGUAAGCUCUGCUGCACCUGGACGUCAUUUCAUGUUGCGCAAUGACUCUCCUAAAUCUUGCUCGCAGGAAAGUUAUCCAGCUACACGUGGUCCGUUAGCUACAAUGCUUGAACCACUGAGUAACCAGAGGAGGCAGAGGCAGUUGGAUACUAAAGUGGAAAACAAGCCAAGAGCUAACAUUCCUUCACAAUUAUCUGGGUGUUUUGAUGAGGACGAAGAAGAAGCAGUAGGCAUCCCAAACAUUGAAAAAGAUGAUCUCUAUUUACGCAAGUUAAGUUCUUCAGCACCAAACACAGUGGUUUCUUUUGACAAAUUUCUUCCUAAGUUUUGGACUCCAGAAGAAGAAUUGCUGUGGAAAAAAAUCAGGAAAUCCUCUUUCAAACCCUGGUAUAAAGAGAUUCAAGGGUUCAGUAGAAAGAAAUCAGAUUCUGAGGAUGUGGAUUUUGCUUAUAAACAGAGCUCUGGUGCUCUUGGUCAUCAACCAAGACCAAGUUUUGAGUGGAACAGCAGUUGCAGAAGGGAUCAAAACUAUAAGCCGACUGCUGAAUAUGUGGGAAAUUCAUUGUCACAGAUUGCAGAAGAAAGGAUCUUGGAGGAUUCUGAUGAGCCCAGUCAGUUUUCAUUACUUCAGGCUCUGCAAAAAUACUCUGACUACUUGUCUUCUGAAGUGAAGACCAAAAUCGAUCCUACUUCUGGGCCUAGGCUCAUAAAAUGUAGAAAGAAUAUUUCCUUUGUACCAGGAGACAAACAAGGCGACAAUGAAAAUGGAUAUCUGUAUCCAGAUUUAGAAAACGAUGACCUGUUUGUUCGGAAAACGGGGGCUUUCCACGUGAAUCAAGUUGUUCUUCAAGACCCUGACUACUUUAAAAAAUUCUCUGAGCAGGAGUCUCCCCUAGAGGGUGAAAUAAUUCUGCAACCUAGAGAAGGCCAACCUGUGAUUCCAGAUUUGGAAAAAGAUGACAUGAUUUUUCGGAAAAUCCUCUCUCAGAAAAAAGAAGUGCCUUUAUCAGGUGCUCCAGACAAAUAUCACCCUGCCCUCUUUCCUGACCCUUGGAGCCUGCCAGAGGACAUCCGGUCCAAAUUUUUGUGUUUACUUGAAAAAAGCACGAUGCCGGAGGAAAGAAAGAGCAAUGGUAAGGUGUUGUCACCGUCUUCUCGACAUAAGAAGGAUGAUAUGUUGACUCGCAAAAUUGAAUCAUGGAAAGUGGGAAGCAACGUACAUCCAGUAAAUUUUAUCCCGGGUCCAUGCAGUGAAGAAGACUGGAAGAAGUGGGAGGCCAUCAGGGAAGCCAGCAAAGUUAGACACAAGAAACGGCAGAUGGUGGAGAGACUGUUUCAAAAGCUUUCUGAUGAGCAAGGGAGUAAAUCUUUGAAUGAUGUCAGUGCAGAUGAAUCGCAGUCAUUGCGCAGGAUUCGUUAUGAAGAGCUACAGAGGAUAAAAAACGAGUUACAAGAACAGGAUCUGAAGUGGCAAGAAGAUCUAGCAAAAUGGAAGAAUCGUAGAAAGAGCUUCACUUCCGAAUUGCAAAGGAAAAAGGAAGAGAGAGAAGAAAUAGAAAGGAGAGCCUCCGAGGUUUCUGAAAGAACUAGCAAGGCACUGGAAGAAAUGCAGGAGGAGAGAGAGAACAGAGAUCAAGGAACCUACAGCCAGCAAAAACUGGAACGCAGAUGGAUGUACUCAUUAAACGAUGAUGUGUUUAGUGAUGAAAAAGCACCUUCUGUGGAGUCUGCAACGAAAGACUACCCUUUUGAAAAAGAUACCUCCUACAGCAAAACUCCAUAUACUGCACAAAGUAGCAAAGAGAAUUUGCAGAAGCCACCAAGCAGUGCAGCAAUUAACACUCAAAUUCCAGCGAAGAGCCUGUCAGAAGAGCAGAGCUCAGCUCUUUUGUCUACUCGCCACUCAGUGAAUAGUCAAACUGGGUCAGCUCGGGUUUCAGCUUCUCUCCCUAGAAGUUACCAGAAAACUGAUACCUCUAGGUUAACAUCUGUGGUUACACCAAGACCUUUUGGUGUCCACUCAAGAGGAAUCUCAUCACUUCCGCGGUCGUUCACGAUGGAUGAUGCCCAGAAAUAUAAUGGAGAAGUAGAAAAAACUAAAAGAGCUCAAACUUUGUUCACUAGCAGUUCAUUUUCACAACCAGUCUCGGCACACCCUCUUUCCACUAUUGCACUUGGAAGCAGAGGUGAGGAGGAGGAGAAAGAAGGUGUUAAGACGACACCUACUCCUAGUUUGACAGUUUCUGUUAAAUUCCAAGACCAAGAUGCUGGAAGCUGUAGUCUUGUAUCAGAUUAUUGUUCUCUUCCUGAUUCUGUUUCACUUGCAUCUUCCGCAGAAAAUGCGAGCCUGCCAGAGCCUGAGGAUUCAAAAACCCAGGAACAGUACAGUGAAAUGAGAAUCAGUAUAAACCAGAGACCUGGCCACAGUCGCAACUUUGGGUUUACAACAAAUUGGACUUCUUCAGGGGCCUUUGUGCAGACGGUUGAAGAAGGUAGCCCUGCAGCACUUGGUCAGCUGCAUGUAGAUGAUGAGAUCGUUGCUAUCAGUGGCACAAAGGUUUCACGUAUGGACUAUAGUCAGUGGCAAGAAGCCAUCGCCAGAGCACUAGAAACUGGAAACCUGGUCAUGGAUGUCAGACGAUAUGGAAAGAAUGAUUGGGGCACAGACCAGCCUUCCCUGCCACAUGUAAGGCAUAAAAUCCUCAAUCUCACCAGUAUGGCUACCAACAUUAUAGGUACAUCUGAAAAUAAAUGGAUUGAUGCAACUUCUGGAGAACAAGUUUCAAACACUUCAGCCGUAUCACCAAAAAGAGAAUUCUCCAGCAGCCUUCAAAGUUCUGAUACAGAAACAAAAUUGAUAAAUGGGAUGCAAGGAGAUCUUGGCUCUAACAAACAAAGAGCAUCUGAACCUAUUUCUUUGAAAAACUUAAAAAGACGGUCACAAUUUUUUGAACAAGGAGGCCCAGGGACUGCAAUGCCUGAUCUCCCAGUCCCAUCCAUUAGUGCUCCUACUCGUCGGGUUUGGGAUCAAGAGGAAGAACGAAAACGACAGGAAAAAUGGCAAAAGGAGCAGGAGCGUUUACUGCAGGAGAAAUACCAACGGGAACAAGAAAAGCUGAGGGAAGAAUGGCUACGAGCUAAGCAGGAAGCAGAAAAAGAGAGCUCCAAGUAUUUAGAUGAGGAGCAGACUGUCCUAACUUUAAACACAAUGUCUGUCCCUGCACGGACUCCAUCAGUGUCCAGUUGGAGGGCAAGCACUGGAACGAAUACUCCCGAUGAUCCAGAAGGAGAUGGAGGAAGUGAGUCAGCAGCACAUUUGCUGCAUGAGGAAGAAAAAGAACAGAGGAGGUUCCAGGAGGAACAGCAGAUCCAGGAAGAAGCAGCCCUCCGCUUUCAGCAAGAAAGGGAGCUCCAGGAACGGGAGCUUGAGAGACAACGUAAAGAGCAGGAACAGCAAUAUGCUGAGGAGCAGAAGCAGCGCGUGGAGAUGGAGGAGCAGAGGUGGCGCACAGAAAGGCAGAGGGAGACACCUCAGUACCAAAGACAUUAUGAGCGCUAUGAAGUAUCUAAAACGAUAGAGGAUCGACCUGGCCAUCCUCUCGUUGACAGGCAUUAUGAGCGUUAUGAAGUUUCUAAAACUGUUGAGGAGCGACCUGAUCAGUCAUUUGCUGACAGGAAUAAGUCCAGGUCAACUUCAGAACUGGAUGAAGUCACAACCAACAGAAAUGGUACUCACAACAAAUAUUCGGAAAGGUCUUGGAACACUAGUGAGUCACAGAAGGGGUCUCAGAAGGAGCAUGGCCUGUCUGCAGCAGAGUUGGAGAGACAACAAAUCCUUCAGGAAAUGAGAAAGAAAACAUCUCUACAUACGGACAGCAGCUGGAUUAGGCAGCGCAGUUCCAGUGUACAUAAGGAGCCUAUUAGUCUGUACAGCAAUAGUAUGAGGAGGGGUGAGUCUUUAGACAAUCUUGAUUCUUCAAGAACAAGCUCAUGGAGACAUCAUUCAUGGAUGAAUCAGUCCGCGUCCUCCUCAUCUCUGUCAUCUAGUCAAGAUUUCAGUCGCCCAGUGUCCACUUCAAACCGAGCCUACAUGCGCACUCCUUCCUCCAGCAAAGCACCUCCUUCAGCCAGCUCUGUCAGAGCCCCAUCUUUGUCCCAGACUGUCCCCCGGGCUCAGUCACCCAUCUCUACUUCCCAGCCAGGGUCCCAGAUGCACAGCAGGUCGGUCAGUGGGAAGAAAAUCUGUUCAUUCUGUAAUAACGUUCUGGGCAAAGGAGCAGCCAUGAUCAUUGAGUCUCUCGGUCUUUGUUAUCAUUUACAUUGCUUUAAGUGUGUUGCCUGUGGAUGCGACCUCGGGGGAUCCCGCUCUGGAGCUGAAGUUAGGAUCCGAAACAACGAGCUCUUCUGCAACAACUGCUAUAUCAGAUUUAAAACUGGACAUCCAACCUCCAUGUGAAGCAAAUGUAGAUAUGAAACCACUGUUGCAGAUAGAAGAAGAAGUGAUUGCUGCUGAUGUAGAUCUAUAAAUAUAUAUAUUGUGUGUAUGUGUGUUUUUUUCUAAGAGUAACUCUUUUGCUUGUCUAGUCUUCAUAGCAAUGCAUUAUAUCCUUCAUAUAACUGUAUUUUUAUUUAUGAGAAAGUAAUUGCAGUAAGGAAAUGUCUGGGGAAAAUGCUUUCGCUUUUCAGCUUUGAGUACUGAAAGAACAAGGGAGAAUAAAUAUAUUUUCAGUAAUAACUUCAAAAUAUUUUUGAGGCUUAUAAUCAACUAGCUGACUUUCCAAUGGUAUAUGAAGAGGGUAUUUUGUUUCUGAGCUCUUGAAAUGAGCGUUAGAGAAAUAGUUAAUAUAAAUAUAUAUUUGCAAUUGCUGUCUUUAUUUUUGACAUAUAUUGAAAGUGAAUUCUCUAGGUUAAUAUGAAGCUGCACUUAAAUGCACACAAUGUGUUUGCUUUUCAUAUGGUGGUUUCUAAAAUUAAGUGCUUUUUGAAACUUAAAUACAAAGUAUAAUCUGUUUGCUCAGUGGUUAUGGCGUAAUAUUCUGUGGAAUCCAUUGGAGGGGAAGAGUUCUUUUUCUUCCCAUUUGAAAAAUACAACUGUCACUUUUUCCUCUACACAUUGAGUGGAGGAUGGUUGUUGAAUUACAGUAUAUUUGUAAAUAAAUUUUCUGAUAGUGCAUUUAUUAGAAGUUUCUUUUCUUUCUAUCGGAAAAAAUAUGUCCAUAAGGUGAUUUGUUGAAAAAAUAAAAUUUGUUUGAAUUUUG
Molecule: messenger RNA, 6525 nt
Organism: Dromaius novaehollandiae (emu)
Lineage: Eukaryota; Metazoa; Chordata; Aves; Casuariiformes; Dromaiidae
Gene: LMO7
Product: LIM domain 7
Exons: 34
Coding region: 69-5723 (1884 amino acids)
Biological process (GO): regulation of signaling; regulation of cell adhesion; actomyosin structure organization
Molecular function (GO): actin binding
Source: RefSeq, a predicted model, not a curated record